Messenger RNA from Aspergillus vadensis CBS 113365, 411 nucleotides. RefSeq lists its product as uncharacterized. The coding region runs from base 1 to 411 and encodes 136 amino acids. The transcript is spliced from 3 exons. The record is from RefSeq and is a predicted model, not a curated record. Lineage: Eukaryota; Fungi; Ascomycota; Eurotiomycetes; Eurotiales; Aspergillaceae.
AUGGAGAUAAUCAACUUGCAGCGCAGGGACGAAGAGCUACCCUACAUAUAUAAGACUAUGGCCGUUGACUGCUACCUGCCCAGUAUCCUAUCUCCGCUUACACACCCCGAGAAUAUCUUUCAUUACACCUCUGCCAUGCUGUCCUACCCCAUCGAUUGGUUAGAAAUACACCUUACAGUCAUCCAUAAAUACACAUUCAAAUCAGUUACCAUCUCGCCAUUUUUCCUUCCGCGCGUGGAGUGCACCCUCGGCAACCUCAAACAGUUUCGCAAUCAGAUCUGGGAACCAAGAGACAAGCAGGAGCCGAAUACUACAGAAAGAUUAAGAAUAUUAACAGAGUCAAACAUCAUUAAUCCUGAAAGAAUCCUGGAUCCAGAGUAUUUUAUUAAAAAUAUCUCUUGCAGCUUCUAA